Pocillopora damicornis (cauliflower coral) is the source of this 2451-nucleotide messenger RNA. Its product is annotated as ribosome quality control complex subunit TCF25. The record is from RefSeq and is a predicted model, not a curated record. Gene Ontology annotation, cellular component: RQC complex. NCBI's taxonomy places the organism in Eukaryota, Metazoa, Cnidaria, Anthozoa, Scleractinia, Pocilloporidae.
AGCAAUAAUCUAAAGAUGUCCUCUCGACUUUUAAGAAAGCUGCAAGGUGAAAAUGAACUAGAAAAAACGCAUGGAGAUGAAGAGGAUGAAGAUUAUUUUAACCUUGCAGCUCCAGUCAAGUCAAAAAAGAGAGGAAAACCUGUUGUAAAUCCUUUUGAUUUGUUAAAUGUUGAGGAUGAGCAAUCUGAUGAAGACUCUGAGGAUGAUCAAGAAGACGAAAAUUUAACAGAGGCUUUGGAACAUAAUAUAAAUGAAGAGAAACCCAGCCCCGGGGAAAUAGCUGAGAAACAGCUUCCUAAAAAGAAAAGGAAGAAAAAAAAGAAGAAAGGAAAAGGAGAAACAGAAAAUGGAAAAGUUGUGAAUAAAAGAGACAGUGCUGAUGGAGCUAUUACCAAAGUGAACAAUCAACCAAAACCUGAAGAUAAAAAGUCUGGUCCAGUAACAACUUUUGGAGAGAGCACCUCAAAAGUUCUGGAUACAAAAGCCGUAUUAAAUGUAGAACACAGAAACUUAAAUGCUGAGAAUGAGAUGAAAAGGAGAUUUGGAUCUCACAUUGUCAGAGCAGAACAAAGGCAGAGAAAAGCACAUCAGCGAGUUUAUCAUCGUUCCACAAGGCUGGUUACGGUGAAGUCAACAUGGCCACCCAUAAAAGCAACUGGAGUGAGCAUGAAGCUUCUGUAUACAAGACAUGGCUACUGCUACUUUGCAUUUGAACACUCUCCAUCUUAUCAAGAGGUCCAGUUCUUAUUUCUGGAGGCAGUGGAAUCAUUACAUCCCAAUAACAUUUCUGCCAUUUUAAACACUCAUCCAUAUCAUAUUGAUUCUCUACUGCAACUCAGUGAGAUCUGCAAGAUGGGAGAAGAUUACCAGAUGGCUGCCGAGCUGAUAGAAAGAGCACUAUACUGUCUUGAAAGAAGUUUCCAUACCUUGUUCAGUCUCACUAAUGGGUGGUCAAGACUUGAGUAUAGAAGAGCAGAAAACAGAUCAUUCUUCAUAGCUUUAUUUCGCCAGAUCAUCUUUGUGGGCCAAAAAGGAUGCUACAGGACAUCGCUGGAGUUAUGCAAGCUCUUGCUAAGUCUAGACCCAGAUGAAGAUCCCCUUGGUGUUCUCCUUAUGAUCGAUUUCUAUGCGUUACAGUCAGAGCAAUUUAGCUUCCUCAUACGAUUGUUUGAAGAGUGGGAGCCUCACAGAAACUUAUCCCAGUUACCAAACUUUGCUUUUUCUGUGGCUCUUGCAUAUUUCCAAUUCAAUAGAAAGCAUGGCGAGACCAAGAGAGCAGAUGAACUGCUCCAGGCGGCAUUGAUUAUGUUCCCAAUGGUUUUAUCUCCUCUCAUGGAAAAGUGUAAUGUUGCAUUGGACUCAAGCCUCAUUCAGCAUCCAUUUUUCUCCCCUGUCAAAGCAAACAGUGAGCCCCUCGCUUUAAAGCAGUUGGAGGCUCUAUAUGUUGGUAGGACUUACCAUGCGUGGAAAGAACCUGAGGUGAUCGACUGGCUCGUCUUAAAUACCAGAAAAGUCAUGGAAAGAGUAGAGGCUGGAGAUACUUUGGUGGAAGAGUGCAAACAAAAACGACAAGUGCGUUAUAAAGGAACACCCCGAAAUAUUUACCGGCACUUAGUCAUGUCUGAUAUCAAAGACGCUGCUGUGUCACUUCCCAUGGAUUUGGCGAAUGUUCCCCUUGUGUCGUAUGAUCCCCUGCCUCCUCGUGAUUCAGUGACAGGAUAUUCAAGGCCACCGAGAAGGGUUGAAACUGUUGGAGAAGACUCUGGCCCUCUGUCCAUGUUUUUUCGCUCGCUUCUACCUUCGUUCAGUGCUCAGACCCGUAGUGGACCACGCGUGGAAGUGAGGCUUGAGCAGCCUGUGGAGGGAGCAGAAGGUGGACCCAGACCUCUACGGGACACAGAGCUUGUACGGGGCGUGGAAAACUUGAUGGUCGCUAUGAGAGAAUUACUAAACACCCUAAGCUACCGUGGACAGCCUGAGGAGGCUGGAGGCGAAGAAGGGGAAGAUGGUAGAGAAGAGAAUCAUGCCGAAGAUGACUGGGAGGAGGAAUGGGAUUAAAAUUUCAGAAUUAUUGCUUUUCCCUGAUCCUCUGAGUCGGUGAGAUCUUCUAAAUAGUAGUUUUAGUAUACUGGUGACGAAUACUGUCGGGCAAGUUGUCAAAAACCCAAGACUGCCUUUGACCAUGAGGAGAUUCUGCGCAAAACUUAAACGAAAAUUUUCUUCAUAAUAUGUCCAUAACCUCGCCAAUGGCUGCAACCGUAAUGAAGGAAUAAUCAGUCCACGAAAGAAGUUUUGAGACCAUUACGUUAAAGAAAGGAAACCAUCUUUUCUUGAUGAGAUGUGGGAACAAUAUAAGAUUCAUAUCUUAACGGCCAUUAUGAAAUAAAAACGAAUGACAAGAAGUGGUUUGUAAUCAAUACGAUCGAGGGGAAUAUAACUGAAUGAAACUCA